Molecule: messenger RNA, 2345 nt
Organism: Prorocentrum cordatum
Lineage: Eukaryota; Dinophyceae; Prorocentrales; Prorocentraceae
Source: the annotation of a GenBank genome assembly
GUGGGGCACCAGUGACUGAGGAAGCCGCCACGAUGGCCCCGAGGGCCCAAGACAACCCAAGAGGUGCCCAAGAUGCUCCCAACGAGCCGUAGCCAUUUGUUUUGCCCAGUGGAGGUCUCCAGGUUGGUAUCGUGUCUGGUCCCUGGCUGAACAGCCCCCCGCCGCCAUGCUCUGCGCCAUGCUUCAGGAUGGUGGGGCGGCUCUCGCCGAGCACGGGACGGGGAAGGUGGCGCGCCCUGAGCCGGACGGGAUCAGCUUGGCCCUCACGCGAUGCCCAACGGAAGAGCUGGUCGCCUUCUCCGUCGACGACGGCCAGGACGCCAACGCGCACGAGACGAGCCGGGGCGCCACCGCAAUGCCGAAGGACGGCGACGAGCUGGCGCUCCUCGAGGCGGCGUCCCUCGCCGACCCGCGCCCUCGCCCCCCCAGGCGCCUCAGGUCCGCGGCGUACUGGGAGCAGAAGGCCGCCGCCGUCGCCGCCGAGUGGCCCGCGCGUUCGCCUUGGGAGCUGGGCGUGAGGCCGCGCCGCCCGUGCCUCGACGAAGGUUGGAGAGGUCUGGCCGGCAGCCGCGAAGGGCACCGCCUCGGGCCGGCGGCGCCCGCGGCCCCCGCGGCGCCGGCGGCGGGGUGCGCCGAGGGCGGCGGCGCGGUGGGCAGCCCCGGGAGCUGGGCGGGCGCCAUCUCGGGGGCGCUUCGCCGCGAGGCGCGCGGGCCUCCCGCGCCGCCGGGGUCGCCCUCGGCGGCGCGCGGGGCCACGCCGAGCUCGCGCGGCUGAGCUCGAGCAGAAGGCGGUGGUGAGCCCAGGGGGAGGAACAGGAGGAGGAGGAGGAACACCACAUUGGCACAAACUGUCGAUGGCUCGCGCGGGUUUCUCGGAUCUGCGCCAGGCCGCCCGGGCGGCGCCGGAUGCGCCGCCCCCUGGCGCGCUUUGCUUUUCAGGAUUGUUCAACUAAGGGAUUCGGGAUGACCCGAAGGUUUUGUGCCAGCCACUCCACUACAGCCGCUGCACUACACGGCUUGGUUUCUGAUCCCGAUUUGCAACCGAUGUGCCGUCUAGGAUUUGGUCUCCACUGUCGGGCAUGGUCCCGGUGUGCAACCGAUGUGUAGUCUAGGCACGGUGCCGUCUAGGCACGGUUCAUAUUUUUGCAAUACGACUCAAGGCUACGAUCUGUCAGAGGUUCGGCGCUUCACGCGUUAGGACGUGAGGUCGUGGUUCCACCCACGGUGUUGGGUGUAGUGCCGUCUAGGUACGAUGCCGUCUAGGCACGGUGCCGUGUAAUCGCGUCACGCUGCGGCGGAUCAUGGAAACGGACGAAGGCAGGCCAUUUGUCCAGGGACCUGUCAGCCGCUUGACAUUAAUACUGCUUGAUACGCAGCUCCAUCCACAGCGUCAAACGCACCAUCGGAAAAGUUUAGCACGAAUCGCUGUACAGUCUGCCGAGUGUCAGGUGCAGGUUUCGUUGGAAGCGCCUCAGCGCCCACAUUUUGUAUGACGAGCUUCUGAGACUCUCUCAGAGGUUCUGGCAUUCUGUCUCACCAUCUAUGGCUUUGGCGACAAGAUGUCUUGCACAGCGUUGGCAACUCCGUGGUCUUCAUUCUCCUCCUCCUGCUCCACAUCCUGAUCCUGUGUCCCCGUCCUCUUUCUUGGGCGCUUCGGCCCUAUUCCCUAACACCGAUGCCAGUACCUGUGGUUGACCGAGUCUCGCCGCUCGGGGCUCCCGCCGUGUUGCCCGAAAACUUUGCUCUGACAACGUGUACAGUUCGAAUGUGCUCGUGCUCGGCCGGGUACAUUGCCUCAUGCUGCGCUGCGAUGUAAACGUGUUCGGCCCAUCACCGUUCCCGUGGAGCCGUUCCAUCGCCGCGCCGCCGCUCCGUCUGGUUUUUUUUGGAAGCGCUGCAGCGUCCACAAUUGCUCUCGCGCUCAUUAUCGCCACGGCCAGUUAGGGCCGAGCCUCGGGAACUUCUCUUCGGCUCUGGCACCAUGUCUCGCCGCUGUGGUGUUGGCAACAACUUGUUCACGCUGCGCCUAGUGGUGGCCCCCCCCCUUCUUUAUUCCUCCUCCUGCUCCUCUCGAGGGCGACGGCGAAUAACUUUUUCUUUCCGCCUUGCGUGCACACCGUCCCCGUCGGAAAAUAUCAAUUUCAUGUCCUGUUGUCCACUCUUUUCGCCUCAGGGGCAGCGAGGAGUUUCGCUACGCCUUGUUCGCGCACCCUUGGAUUACUGACCAGGCAAGUAUGCGCCAAGCGAUGCGUCUCUACCAGGAUACCUCGUCAAUGUUCGCUUCUCGGACCCAAGGAGUCAGGUUGGUACGUUGUACGUGUGUGGUGUGUUGAACGGCGAAUGGC